Molecule: messenger RNA, 789 nt
Organism: Cladophialophora yegresii CBS 114405
Lineage: Eukaryota; Fungi; Ascomycota; Eurotiomycetes; Chaetothyriales; Herpotrichiellaceae
Exons: 1
Coding region: 1-789 (262 amino acids)
Source: RefSeq, a predicted model, not a curated record
AUGCUAACUAGUUCCCUCGUUGUGAAGAGUUCAAGGGUCCACACCCGCAAUCGGACCAUUGAAGCCAGAGACGUUGAAGCCAAGGUCGACGUAGUAGAAGACACUGAACUCAACAUUGACGUGCUCGAUGAGGCCCUUGUCGUUGAUGACAAAAAUGUUCAUUCCCUGAACGGCCUGGGGUGGUUGGGGAGCGUUGAAGUUGCCUGGGUAAUUGAACUUUCAGUACCAGAGGAUCUGGUCGUAGCUGAACGGCACGAGCUGAAGAUCGGUAAUACCGAAGACAGGUGGCUGGGCCAGCACCACGUUGAUGUAGCCCUCCUUGGUCGGGAAGGUGCGAUCGCCCGGCUAAUGCGUCUCAGCCAGUUACCGAGACUUGCAUUGAUUGAGGAAACCUACCUUGAGGCCAAGGAAGCCAUUGAUCGAGUCAGACUGCUCGGUGAAAUCGGGUGCAAGGAUCUUCUGAGCUGUCGCAUUGGCUUACAGUUGGAUUUGAUUCGGGUCGGCGUGCGCAAGGAAGAAGGCAUAGUCAUGGACGAGCUUCGUGGCCUGGUCAUGUGUAACAAACUUCCCGCCAUUACCACCAUUGCCGCCGUUUCCAUAACCGCCGCCCCAGGGCGAAGAAGGUGCAGCGCCGCUACACAUGCCAUAGCAAGAGAAGAUGCAAUGCUGACUGUCUUCAUGAUUGUACUAUUUACGAAGCAGACUGAGCUGAAAAGGAGAAAGAUGGGUAAUGAGCGACUGACGAAACACUUACGAUGCCUGCAAAUGCUGGGAAUAGUAGACGACUAG